AUGGUGAGAUUGAGUUCGACCAAAACGGUCGUUCUGACCUGCCUCACCCUUUUGCUUGCUAAGAUAAGCUCAGUGCUGAACUUGGAGGAGGCGUUCUUCAAUGGUAACCUCAGCUUCGGUAUCAACUUGUCUAAUUUGUUUACCGACAACCAUGUGAAGGUAAGCGAAUUGAAGAUAAAUUCUGCCUACCUGUUUGAUCCAUCGCCCCGAAUCGAUUUGGACUUGGCGUUAUCAGCCCUAAAGGGGGUACAAGCUAUCGGUCAAAGGGGCAACAGUGGUGGAAGCGAAUGGGAGGGCACUUCCACGAUAGGGGGAGGUUCCCCCUAUGGAGGGGGGGAAACAAAUCCAUGGAGCCGCAUAUCCAGAGAAGACUUUUUUAAAAAGCAGGAUCACACGGAAGAUUAUAUGAAAGGCAUGCCCAUGCCUUACCACAUAAACAACAUUGCAGAUGCUGUUAGGGAGAUCAACUUUUAUUUCAACCAAGGGAGUAAGACUCACCAGGAGGAUCUAAUCUACAGAGGAACAUACACACCGGAGAUUUACACAGAUUCGUACAUCAUCAUAGCAAUCUCAUUUAUGUACUGUUUUUGUAUUAAAAUAAUUUGUGAGGGAUACAUGCGGGGGAAGAAUGUUGCGAAGAAAUAUAUAGCAAAAGUAUCGACAUUAUUUUUCUUCUUUUUAAUAUUAAAAAAUUUGUUGAGUUUUUUACCAGCCAUGUUAUCCUCAACCGUUGGUCUGAUUAUGACAUUUUAUUUCUACUCCGUAUCGAUGAACCCUUGCGAAAAAAUACCUUUUUUAAAAAAAUCAAGUAUUAAAAAAGAACCCAUAGGAUGGGUUCUAAUCGUAUUUGCAGAAUCUCUAAUCAUUGGAAAUAUUUUAUACCAUGCUGUAUGUACCCCCCGAGUGUUAACCAUUUUGUCUACCUAUAUACAAAGUGAAGUGUUGCUGCGGAUGGUUUGCCUCCUUUUUCUUUUACUCAUUGGGUAUAUGAUAUUUUUACUAAUGAUAAGUAACCUUGUGUCAGCUAAGAAGGCACAGAAUUUUGUUUUUUCCUUCACGUCAUCCUAUUUAAUUGUAUCCUGCUGUACCUACUUUUUCAAUGUGUUUUCUCUAAGAAUGUGGAAGAGUAGGGGCAUAUUUCAGAUCGAACCCAUGAUGUUUUUUUCCUACUCUCCUAAAUUUGUUUUUAAUGCUCAGAAUGCAAUUGCGUUGGCUGCUACCUUUGUUAUCACCGCCUUGUCUAUGUGGAUGCCCAAGCUGCUGAAAAUCACCAGGGGGUUCUUUCCCCAGGGGGGGAAACGAAAAAAAGGGCACUCCUCCGAAGAGCGCAGCGCGUACGACAUUAUUAUGAACUGCUUCGCUUGA
Messenger RNA from Plasmodium coatneyi, 1365 nucleotides. RefSeq lists its product as uncharacterized. The record is from RefSeq and is a predicted model, not a curated record. NCBI's taxonomy places the organism in Eukaryota, Apicomplexa, Aconoidasida, Haemosporida, Plasmodiidae. The transcript has a single exon. Bases 1 to 1365 code for a protein of 454 amino acids.